AUGGGGGAAAGUGGUGGAUUCAAGAGUGCGGGGGUGAAUCAAUCACGAGGCAUGAAACCUCCUACUGAAAGUCUUCAAGUCAUUGCUUGUUACGACCUUUCCAAAAUGAUGAGGAAGGAACUUGAAUGGUGGAAACGUGCGAUCGAGCUCGUCGAGACAUUGGGCAUGAAGCUAGGCGAAGGUUCAAAAGAGGCGAUGUCCAUCACUCAGCUUUUUGUACCGGUAGGCUCAGCGGGCGUCUCGCGCAGCUUUGGCAGACCUUUUAUCACGCAUAGAUCUGAAUACGAGCUCUCUAUGGAGACAGACAAAAAACGAGGGAGCCGCUCUUGCGAGGACGAAGACUCUGUAGAGGGGAUUCCGGAGUGCGAAAAGCUUACGAAGCCGCGCAAAGGGGAGGUUAUCUUCAUGCACCCGAGAGUGCUGACCGUAAAAAUCAGGUCUUACGCCAUCAACUUCCAGUCGUGGUCGAGGUCGUCUGCGACUUGUGACCUUGUAAGCCUUGGCUAUUCCAUAAGAGCAGGCAUUCUCGCCGAGCAAGAAUAG
This is a messenger RNA of Stereum hirsutum FP-91666 SS1, 543 nucleotides long. RefSeq lists its product as uncharacterized. The record is from RefSeq and is a predicted model, not a curated record. Lineage: Eukaryota; Fungi; Basidiomycota; Agaricomycetes; Russulales; Stereaceae. The transcript is spliced from 6 exons. The coding region runs from base 1 to 543 and encodes 180 amino acids.